ACGACGAUGACGAUGAACAGCAUGAUAAUGAGGAAGAACAGCAGGGCUUCAGCAUACAGCUAAGAGCCAGUAUGGAGUAUGUGAAAGAGGGGGAUGCUGUCAAUCUCACCUGUGAGACUCCUCCUGGAAAGGCUUUCCACCAGCAGUGGCUGCAUCCCCAAAAACAGGCCAGAGAGGCUGUUCCGAUAAAGUUAGCUUUCCCAGACAAGGUUCAGUACAUCCUCAACAUCCCAAAAUCCUCUGUGGCAGACACUGGACGCUAUGAGUGUUCUGUAACCAACCAGUUCACUGGACAAACCAAGUCCAGCAGCCUGGGGAUCACAGUCCACGAGAGCUCUUUUGUGGAAGUAAUAUCUAAUGGGAUUGGGCCAGCGGAGGUUGCGUCUCUUCUGGAGGAAAAAGAGUUCACCAUUUACAUUGAUGCUGACCCUGAGCCAAAGGUCAGGUGGUUUAAAGAUGGCCUUCAGCUGGAUGACAGCUACAUCUCCACCAAGACCACUCAUCUGGGUGGCCUCAGGUAUGAGAAUAUUCUGGUCUUCCGGCAUCCCAUAGAGGAAGACAGUGGCAUCUAUGAGGUUGUUGCGUCGACUGGCUCCAGGACUUCAAGAUUUUCAUUCAAACUGCUGGUUGAAGCCAUAUACCCUGAGCUGCCACAGUCAGUGCUGGCUCCAGUGAUGUGGCCCCAGAGGGAGAGCAUGGAGGUGUCUCUCCACUCAACUUUCAGACUCACAUGUCGAGGUCAGGCCGAGCUCACUUGGAACAGCCCUUAUCUUCAUGAUCAGACCGACUCUGAAAAGAAAGGACUCUUCAUCUCUACUGUGACUGUUGGCAAUGCGACAGCUGCUCACACAGGAGAAUACAGCUGCAGCUAUGACUUCAGCAACAACACUGAGGAGACCACCAUCUACAUCUAUGUGCCAGAUCCACAAACGCCGUUUGUACCAUCCAUGACACCUUUUGAAAACCAUGUGUUGAGUCAUGAUGAAAUGGAGAUUCCCUGCCGUGUGACAGACCCCGGCGCCAGCGUCUCUCUGAUUCACAUUGAGACCAAUCAGGUUCUGCCCAGUGUCUAUGACAGCAAGAGAGGUUUCGUUGGCCUCUUCAGCGCUGGCACGUAUGUCUGCAGAGCCCUCAUUAAAGGACAGAAGUAUGACAGCAUACAGUACAUCGUUCACGGCUGGACAGGAGGGUCUGAUUUGAGAGUCGAGCUACGAGCAGAGAAGGAGGCUCUGCUGGCGGGUGAGACAAUCACUGUUGACUGUGUGGCCAGAGGUAGCAUGAUGUUGGAGGAUCACUGGAAAUACCCUGGGAAACUGGCGGAUCGAGGAGUAAAGACCGUGAAGGAGAGUGAGCGAGAUCUUGAGAUCCAUUAUACUCUGAGAGUGACUAAUGCCUCACCGAAAGACAGCGGCGUCUACGCCUGCUCCAUCACUAACAUUAACAGCAACGAGAGCCAAACCAAACAGCUCACUAUUACAGUCUAUGAUCAUGAGUUUGUGCACAUAAAUCCAUUGAUUGGUCCAGUGGAGACUACUAGGCUGGACGAGGUGCGAGAGUUCAGGGUGGACAUAGAGUCUUUACCCGCCCCUAAAGUCACAUGGUUAAAGGACGGUUCCGUUCUGGGAGACGUUGCUGCAGAGAUCAGCACCAUCCUCCUGGAAGUCAGCGAUACCAGUUACCAGGGUGUGUUGACCCUGAUCAGGGCUAAAGCAGAGGACAGUGGGAACUAUACCAUCAGGGCAGAAAUAGGCAGCCUGACUACCAGCUACAAUUUCUACCUUCAGGUUAAAGUUCCCCCUGUGAUUGUGGACCUGAUGGACAUCCACCAUGGCUCUGCUGCAGGUCAGGAAGUGGUGUGUACUGUUGGCGGCUCCCCUGUCCCUGACGUGGACUGGUAUAUCUGCAAAAACAUUAAACACUGUGCCAACGAUUCCUCCCAGUGGAUACCGCUUCCGAUCAACUCUACGGACAUCACUGUGGAACUCCAAAUGGAUGUGGACAACCACAUUGAGAGUCACAUAAUUUUCCACCAUCUUGAGAGCACGAUUGCUGUGCGCUGUAUGGCCAGAAAUGACAUGGGUGUUGUUUCACGGGAGGUUAAACUUGUGUCAAAUGGUCCGCACUCAGAGCUCACUGUGGCUGCUGCUGUUCUGGUGCUGCUGGUCAUUGUCGUCAUCUCACUCAUUGUGCUGGUCAUUAUCUGGAAACAGAAACCACGUUAUGAGAUCAGAUGGCGUGUGAUUGAAUCGGUCAGUCCGGACGGUCACGAAUACAUCUAUGUCGAUCCCAUGCAGCUUCCAUAUGAUUCCCGCUGGGAGUUCUCUCGAGAUAGCCUUGUUCUGGGUCGUGUCCUGGGCUCAGGAGCGUUUGGGAAAGUGGUGGAGGGCACUGCUUACGGACUCAGUCGUUCUCAACCUGUGAUGAAAGUGGCUGUAAAAAUGCUUAAACCAACAGCACGCUCCAGUGAGAAACAGGCUUUGAUGUCAGAGCUGAAAAUUAUGACCCACCUGGGCCCUCACCUAAACAUCGUCAAUCUUCUGGGAGCGUGCACCAAAUCAGGACCAAUCUACAUCAUCACAGAGUAUUGUUUCUAUGGAGACCUGGUGAAUUACCUGCAUAAGAACAGAGAUGGUUUUCUCAGCCGCCACACAGAAAAGGGCAAGAAAGAUCUAGACAUCUUUGGCAUCAACCCAGCCGAUGAGAGCAGUAGGAGCUACGUCAUCCUGUCUUUUGAGGGGAAAGGUGAUUAUAUGGACAUGAAGCAAGCAGACACCAUGCAAUAUGUCCCCAUGCUGGAAAUGAGUGAAGCUUCAAAAUACUCUCCCAUCCAGAGAUCAGACUAUGACCAUCCUCCCACUUACAGACAGUUAAUUGACGGUGAAGUUGAGAACCUUCUCUCAGAUGACACCAAUGAAGGCCUGACGACAGUGGACCUCCUCAGUUUCACCUAUCAGGUGGCUCGAGGGAUGGAGUUCUUGGCCUCUAAGAACUGUGUACACAGAGACUUGGCUGCACGUAAUGUCCUGCUGUCUCAAGGCAAGAUAGUGAAGAUCUGUGACUUUGGGCUGGCCAGAGACAUCAUGCACGAUAACAACUAUGUCUCCAAAGGAAGUACUUUUCUUCCAGUGAAGUGGAUGGCCCCUGAGAGUAUUUUUGAUAACCUGUACACUACACUCAGUGACGUCUGGUCUUAUGGCAUCUUAUUAUGGGAGAUCUUCUCUCUUGGAGGGACGCCUUAUCCAGGUAUGGUUGUGGAUUCCAGCUUCUACAACAAGAUCAAGAGUGGAUACCGAAUGGCGAAACCCGAGCAUGCUUCCAGUGAAGUCUAUGAGCUUAUGAUGAAGUGUUGGAACAGUGAACCAGAGAAGAGACCGUCUUUCCACAGCCUGAGUGAUACGGUGACCUCUCUGCUGCCCUCAGGAUAUAAGAGGUGUUAUGAACGCGUGAAUCAUGACUUCCUGAAGAGCGAUCACCCCGCUGUGACUCGGGUGCAGUGUAUUGACAAUGAUGAUGCGUACAUGGGCGUGCUCUACAAGAACCAGGGCAAACUAAAGGACCGCGAGAGCGGCUUUGAUGAACAAAGACUCAGCUCUGACAGCGGUUACAUCAUUCCUCUGCCGGACCUCGACCCACUGUCAAAUGAAGACUACAGCAAGAGGAACCGCCACAGCUCUCAGACGUCGGAUGAAAGCGCAAUAGAGACAGGCUCUAGCAGCUCCAUGACCAAGCGUGAAGGAGAGACCCUGGAGGACAUCACCUUGCUGGACGAGAUGUGCUUAGACUCAGGAGACCUGGUGGAGGACAGUUUCCUGUAAGAGAAAGAUGCAAAGAGAGAGAGAAAGACAUCUACAGACAAAUUUUACUCUGAUUCAUUACAAGUUCAUGGAUCUCUCCCUGCAUCCUUCAAUCAUAUUUUCCUCACUACACUCUAUUGGAGCCUUCAGAAGAAGAAAAAAAACUUUGAUGCGUGAAUGUCAUUGAUGUUUUUGGAUUAGACAUCGCCCUCUACAGGUCUGGAGGAAUGAGCUGUGCACCACAGGACUUUAUGAGCGCUCUUGAUGAGGCUCAGUAAGUGGUUAAGUGACACUAAUGGAGCUAAGACCAAUGAGUUGGGGAAGUGGAGAAGAUAUUUGUUUCUGUAUAUCAUUUCUGUAUGUUUGUAAUGUGUGUGUUCGUGUGUGUCAGUGAAUUAUAUGAUCUGUAUUUUGAAGGGCAUUCCGAUCAGCAAUAUAAGCAUGUCAUUUAAAAGCAUUUCAGUGACCUGAGUGGUUUCACAACUGCUACCUUUCAGAUGAAUCCAUCUGAACUACUAAAAAACCACUAUAAACACUUAAACCAGCAUAACUGAGUCAACCUUCAACUAUUUUGAAUCAGGCCUGUUUUGUUUUUUUCCUCUCACUUCAACAUUUUUACAGAACCUUAUGUAAUUUGAGGAGCAGUAAACCAACUAAACAGCACAAACCUUGUAAGACAUAUAGGUUUAAUGUAACUGAUCAUAUAUCGUCAAUGUCUCAAUAAGUGUGGCAGUUUGAAUUUUAUUUUUGUACUAUUUGGAUAGAAGGGAUAUAUUAUUUGUGAAUACUGGGUUUGGAAAUUGUGUAGUCCUACAUGAAGAAAAUGGCAACUGUG
This is a messenger RNA of Rhinichthys klamathensis goyatoka, 4629 nucleotides long. RefSeq names its product platelet-derived growth factor receptor, alpha polypeptide (gene pdgfra). NCBI's taxonomy places the organism in Eukaryota, Metazoa, Chordata, Actinopteri, Cypriniformes, Leuciscidae. Gene Ontology annotation, cellular component: signaling receptor complex. The coding region runs from base 72 to 3815 and encodes 1247 amino acids. The transcript is spliced from 25 exons. Gene Ontology annotation, biological process: embryonic cranial skeleton morphogenesis; multicellular organism development; protein phosphorylation. The record is from RefSeq and is a predicted model, not a curated record. Gene Ontology annotation, molecular function: platelet-derived growth factor binding; ATP binding; platelet-derived growth factor alpha-receptor activity.